Molecule: messenger RNA, 753 nt
Organism: Rotaria sordida
Lineage: Eukaryota; Metazoa; Rotifera; Eurotatoria; Philodinida; Philodinidae
Source: the annotation of a GenBank genome assembly
AUGGAUACACAAGUGAAACAACGUGUAUGUGGCCUUUUAGGAGGUUUAUCUUAUGUCUCAACAGUUGAUUAUUAUAAUCAAAUGAAUCAAUUAGUUGGUAAAUUUUUACCCGGUCAUGGUAGUCAUAUUCAUAUUGUUUCACUUGAUAUUUUUCAUUAUAUUGAUUUACUAAAUAAGAAUCAAUGGUUUGAAGUAGCUGAAUUUCUUCUUGAAGGUGUUCAUCAAUUAGUAAAAAGUGGCAUUGAUUUUUUACUUAUUUGUUCGAAUACUGGUCAUAUAGCUGUACCACGAAUCAUAGAAUAUUAUCCUAAACUUGUUCUCCUUCAUAUAAGUGAUGCUGUAGCAUUUUCAAUUAAACAAAAAAAACUUAAAAAAAUCGGAUUUUUUGGAUCAAAAUUUGCCAUGGUAUCAAAUAGUUGUGUUGUUGAACGUUUAAUUCAACAUGAUUUAAAUAUUGUAUUUCCACAUAAAGAUGAAAUUGAACGUUUACAUGAUAUAAUUGUUGAUGAAUUAACAAAUAAUAUAUUUACUGAAGAAUCAAGAAAAUUUUAUGUCAAUUCUAUGCAACGUUUAUAUAAUGAACAACAAGUUGAAGGAAUUAUUCUUGGUUGUACUGAAAUUCCUCAACUUGUUAAACAAAGUGAUUUUUCUCAAAUACCUUUAUUCGAUUCAACACAAUUACAUGUUCAAUUAGCUGUCGAUUAUCAACUUGGUCGAUAUGAUAUUGAAUCAUUUUUACCAUCAAAAAGUUAA